Corvus hawaiiensis (hawaiian crow) is the source of this 409-nucleotide messenger RNA. RefSeq names its product ribonuclease P/MRP subunit p14 (gene RPP14). Gene Ontology annotation, cellular component: ribonuclease P complex. The coding region runs from base 9 to 377 and encodes 122 amino acids. Gene Ontology annotation, biological process: tRNA 5'-leader removal. The transcript is spliced from 5 exons. NCBI's taxonomy places the organism in Eukaryota, Metazoa, Chordata, Aves, Passeriformes, Corvidae. The record is from RefSeq and is a predicted model, not a curated record.
GGCGGGGAAUGGCGGAGGCCGCGUUCGAGCGGCGCGUGCUGCGGCGCGCGGCCGAGCAUCACUACCUGCGCGUGCGCUUGGAGCUGCCCGACGGCGGGGCCCGGCCGAACGCCGCGCAGUUCAAGCAGCUCGUGGUGACAGCGCUGAGGGAGCUGCACGGAGAGGUUGGAGCAGCUUUGCCUGUUGAUGUCUUAACAUAUGAGGAAAAAACUCUGUCUGCCAUAUUAAGAGUUAUUAGCAGUGGCCUUGUCAAGCUGUGGAGUGCUCUAACCUUGCUUGGCUUCUACCAGAACAGGAGGUGUGCUUUCCGGGUGCUGCAGACAUCUCCGUUUCUACUUGCGUUAUCUGGCAACAGUAGAGAAUUAGUCUUGGACUGAAUGCGGUUGUUGGUUCGGCUGCAUGAAGAAGG